UCCGCGAGUUCCGUGUGUGUUGCGGAAAAUACCCUUUUUGGGCGUCCGACCACAUGUGUGAAUUGUGAACAAAAUAUGGUUCUUUUGUGAUUUUCAGGCUUAAAAAGUCAUAUUUAAAGUGGUUCAUAUACGGAAUCGAUCGAUACUGUGUUCUGCGAGCGUUAAGUGUCAUAAAAAAAGUUGGAACAAAUCGACGGAAGUGAAUUUUUCGAUGUAAAUACGGUCGAUCCAGGGUCAGUCUGGUGUGCAAUUUGAACUGUGUCCAUAUUUUGUGUUACUACAUUAUUGACGAGUUUCACAACAUUAACGUCUCAUAAUCGACCUUCGAAUAUUCGGGAAAUUUCUACUUUCGUGGGUCCGACCCGCAACAUGCCGUCGUGUUGAGGGCAUGGCGGCGCGCUCGUGAUCGUAGGUCGGCGCGGAGCGCGCGCCCGGUCUUAUAUAACUAUAGUAGAAGCGGCAUGGCCGCGAGAGUAUCGCUCGAGGGCGCCGGGCCCUCGUACGCGUCGGUGCUGAACUUCAGAGGGGGCGACAGCAACAAGGAGAACAUCGAGGCCACGGAGGAGGCGGCGGAGGCGCCCCCCAGGCCUGAGGAGGAGGAGGAGGAGGGCUUCGUGCCCGUUAUCUCGCACGCGCGCAGACCUCCCAAAAGUCGACGGGAGCGGGAGCGCCGAGCCCCUCCUCGGCCCCACAAAGCCGCGCAGCCGGCGACGGAACCCCCCGCCGUCCAGCCGGAGCAGCAGCAACCGCAGCAGCCCCAGCAGCAGCCGCAAGAGACCGAGACGCAGCCCAAGAAGUUUGUGGAGGCUCCCAUUCCGAAGGUCAACCCUUGGCAGGUCCGAGGCGGAAGCACCGGCGUGCCUCCCCCCGCGCCCCCCGCGCUGGAGGAGAAGCGGUCGCCGCUGCAGCCGCAGCAGCAGGGCAGGGUGCAGCCACCACCACCUGAACCCGUUGCUCCCGUUGCCCCCGUGGUCGCUAAACCAGCGAUUGUGAAACCGCCCAAAAAUGUCAAGGUGAAUGCAAAGGCGUCCGAUUUCACGGAUAUCGGCGACUGGCCGACGCUGGGCGCGGCGGUGGCCGGCGCUCGCUGUCACUCCACGCCGCCGCCCCACGACGACGUCGCACACCAUAAUGGCAACGCUGAGCACGAGCGCAAACCUCUGGAGGAGCAGCGCGUUGAGCGGGUGGAGGCAGCUCACAAUCAGCACGAUCGUCCCCUGCACAACGACAAGGGCAAGCCUGCAGGUGCAGGCAAAGGCGGCACCAAGUCGGGCAAGCACAAGUGGGUGCCCCUGGACAUCGACGUGAAGGCUGCCAGGCCCAGCAAGCACGGCCAGCAGCAUGGAGCCCGGCUUGACCACGACACGGUAUCUCUGAACGGCGAGGACAGUCGCGGUCGCGGCGCUGGGCGGGGCCGGGGCGCGGCUCGAGCGCGCGGCGCACGACGCUCCGCCCCCCGACCCGUGCAUGCACACCCGCACGCCCUCUUCCACCAUCCGGACUACCAACACCAUGAUAUGCCACAGCUCCGCGUUCAGCCGGCUCUGCCCCAGGGUCUGGUGCUGCACUACGGCGCGCUCGGCCUGGCCCCGCCCCUCGCGCCCGUCGCCCAGGCCUUUUACUACGGCAACACCAACAACACGCAGUACGGCAUGGGCCUGGACCAGGCCACGCUGAAGGACCUGAUUAAGAAGCAGAUCGAGUACUACUUCAGCCCGGACAACCUGGCGCGCGACUUCUUCCUGCGCCGCAAGAUGUCCGCCGACGGGACGAUCCCGGUGACGCUGAUAGCGUCCUUCCACCGCGUGCGCGCGCUCACCUCCGACGUGCAGCUCGUGCUCGACGCCAUCCGCGACUCCGACCGCCUGCAGCUCAUUAACGGCUUCAAGGUCCGAACAGCGUUCGAGCCGACGAAGUGGCCGAUAUUGGACAUAGUAGGCGGCCACUCGGACGACGGGCACGACAAGUACGACGACAAACACGACGAGCACGCGCCCGACAGGAUAGAGGCGCCCAGUAUAGACGAGACGACGAAACGGAACGAGACUAAAGAAGUUGCUCCCGAAUCAGAAGUCAAACCUGAAGUCAAAGAAGAGGUUAAACCAGAGGCCAAGCCGGAGGUCAAACCAGAGGUGAAAGCAGAGGUGAAAGCGGAAGUCAAGGAAGAGGUUAAGCCGGAAGUCAAACAAGAGGCUAAACCGUCCGAAGAGAAACCAGCAGUGACCGAGAGGGAGCCAGAGAAAGAGAUUAAAGAAGCAGAGAAGAGCGAUAAAGAGGACAGCAAAGAAGAGACCCAGAAUACCAACGAUGACCCUCCGCUCCAAUCCGAAACUACCGAUAAGCCAAACGAAAAACGUCGCAAGAAGCAGAUGGUGGGUAUAUUCCCGCUGGCGACGAUGGGCGGUCCGCUGGUCGCGCCCGUCUCCAGCCUGCUCAGAGCGGUGCCGCCGCCGCCGCUGCCGAGAAUGUUCCGCACUGGGCGCGGCGGUGUGUCGCCGCUGCUGGGCGCGCCGCACGACCACCUCAACCCCGACGUGCCAGAGUUCGUGCCGCAGGCCCGGAGACAAGAGGAGCCAAGCGCCGACCAAGCCAAUGUUCAGGAAAACGAACAAGCAGGAAGCCCAAAAUCUGAGAAAAGCGAUUCUGAUGUUUGGACAGAGGUGAAGCGCCGCACGAAAGCCGGUUCCCGCGAGCGUGCGCCCUCGUCGUCUGCUGGGGGCGUGGUCGGGGAGCGGGAGGAGGAGGCGCGCGAGGAGCUGCACUUCCAACUGGACGAGGAGCUCGACCUGCCGCCGCCGAGACAGAACACCUUCACCGACGCCUGGUCUGACGAUGAAGAAUCCGACUUCGAGCUGUCGGACCGCGACAUCGGGCGGCUGCUGAUUGUCACGCAGACGGUCGCGCGCCAGCCCAAACACGACGGACACGACCGCCAGGGCGACUGGUCCACACGGACCAAGAUCACGCAGGAUUUGGAGCAGGUGAUCACGGAUGGUCUGAGGCGCUAUGAGGAAGAUUUAUGGAAUGAGUUCUCUUCUGGUGCUGCUGGUGGUGGUGGGGGCGGGAGCUCGUCGUACCGCACGGUGUCGGUGAUCAGCCGCGAGCAGUUCGAGGCGGCCGCGCCCGCCGAACGACACCGCAACCCGCAGGAGCCGCCGCCGCCGCCGCCCGCGCCGCGACGCCCGCAGGAACAGAGUCAAGACGGCGCGCAUCGGCCGCGACGCACCGCGCGCUUCUACGCCGCCAGCAAGGACCCGCACGCCACUGAUGUCAUCAGCAGCCGCAAGCACAAGACGCGGCACAGCCUCAACCCGCCGGUGGAGCACCAUAUCGGUUGGGUCAUGGACGUGCGCGAACACCGACGUCCACACCGCGACAGCACCGGGUCGUCGCUCGGCACGUCGCCGACGCUGGGCUCAUCGUGCGGCUCCGUGGGCCAGGCGCUGCCGGCGUUCCACCACCCCAGCCACGGCCUGCUCCGCGAGAACCACUUCACGCAGCAGGCAUACCACAAGUACCACUCGAGGUGUCUUAAAGAGCGCAAGAAGCUGGGCAUCGGUCAGUCGCAGGAGAUGAACACGCUGUUCCGCUUCUGGUCGUUCUUCCUCCGGGACCACUUCAACAGGAACAUGUACAACGAGUUCAGGACCCUGGCGAACGAGGACGCGGCGGCCGGUUUCCGGUACGGUCUGGAGUGCCUUUUCCGCUUCUACUCGUACGGCCUCGAGCGCAAGUUCCGCCCCGAGCUCUACCAGCACUUCCAGGCCGAGACGCUCGCUGAUUAUGAGAAAGGAGGUCAGCUGUACGGGCUGGAGAAGUUCUGGGCGUUCAUGACGUACUACAAGCACGCCGGCGAGCUGCAGGUGGAGCCGCGGCUGAAGGCGCACCUCGACAAGUUCAAGACCAUCGAGGACUUCCGCGUGCUAGAGCCACAAUUGAACGAGCUGCUGGCGUCGCAGGGUCCGGCGGGCCCGGGUCGCGGGCCGCACGCGCGUCCAUACGACCGACACCGCUCCGUGUCCGAGAGUGACCGCCCGCACCCCUACAGGAAUAACUUCAGCCGGCCGCAGAACCCGAGCAACAACCAGAACAACAACCGCGGUCGAGCCGGCUCCUGCGGCUCGCAGAGCGUCGUCGCCAACUGCCGACCGCGCUCGGCCAAACCGAAGAUAAAACCAGACAACGCGUCAACCGAAAUCAAAUCUCAAGUCGCAGCUAAAACGCAGUGAACAACAAACCGUUACAGACAGAGCCGUGUGCAUGUGUUACUUAUUUAGAAAUAUGCAUUUUUAUAUAUAAAUAAAAAGUUAAAAAAUUUUAAAAUAUUAAAAAAAAUAAUAUUAUAUUAUAAAUAAUAGUGCUGGAAUUGUGCAGUGGUGUUAGUGUUUUUUGUGUUUAAAUAUUCGUCGGGCUCGGGCCCCGGUGUAUCCACGCGAGUUGCGGCCGGUCCAAACCGGUCGUGGCUAGUUCAGACCGGUUGUGGCUGGUUCAGACCGGUUGUGGCUGGUUCAGACCGGUUGUGGCUGGUUCAGAAGCUGGUUGCGGCCGACGUGGACCGGCUCGGGCUGGUUUUUUUCGGUUUAUGGAGCGGUGUCUGGGAUUACAGGCUGGUUUAAUAUGGAGCCUAGCUUGUGCGCAUCGACAAUAAGCAAUGCUACGCAGUAUAGUCGACAAGUUAUAUCCUGAUUAUGUCUAGAUUUAGGAGUAACGCCCACUAUAUCCAACUAUAUUUAUAUAUAUUUUUGACAUUGUAACAUAAAAUUCGAAGUGACUCGUUCGAUCGUAUUGCGACGAUUUCUUAGCCGAUAGUUAUUCUAAUAUAUAAAAAAAUAAUAAGUAGCAAAUAUAAGUUUCAGUAGGUGGAGCUUCGUUAGUUUAAGUUUGGAGCGGUGGCGAGCGUGGUGCUGCUUUGUCUAUAGUCCUCGCGAGGUUCAUUUCGAUUGCACAGCCCGGUCUAGGCAUAGAUUACUAGUGGCAAAAUUGUACAGUUGUUACUUGAUAUUAGAGGUUUCGAGUUCAAACCUUGAGCCGCGUCCACGCUCGUACGCCGACGAGCGUGCACGCGGCUCGAACACGUCGAAAAGACUGCAAAUGCACUAGUUGAAAAAUUGUAUAUGAUGAAAAAAUGUAGUUCUCUUUCACGUGAACGGUGUAUGAUGUUUUGUAUUUAAUAGGAGAUGAAUAUAAGUGUUACCACAUACGAAAUUUUAUCGGGAUUCGAUUUGAAAGCUUUAUGAAAUUUGGAGUGCCACAGGGUUCUAACAUGGGGCCUUUCUUUCUUUUGUUAUAUAACAAUGGUGAAUGGGUGUUUGAGUAAAGAUUAUUUUAUUUUGUAGCAGUUUUGUAUGUGGUAAUAUAACUUGUGUUCCAUAUACAUACUGCCACUUAUUAUAUUUAAAAAAGCACACAACAAUCUACUAUAAAAGGAACAACAGCAGCGAUUAUAUAGAUAUAUGCAGAUCGAAACUACAUUAUACAAAUGUCGUUUAGACGUGUAAUUUUACGUUACAAGCUCAAUAUACACAAUUGAUUUUGAUAUGUUUCUAAGAAUGAAAUAGCAAAUCUUUUUCUUCAUCGAGCACAAGAAUGGAAUCUGCAUUAUAUCUAUAUAAUUAAUCCACUUUUGAAUUUAAAUUAAUUUUAGUAAUGUUCAAUCAGGCAUUUGAGGGAUUCGGUUGAAAUAAUAUUUUACCAGGCGGUCACAUUUAGUUAUAGUUGGUUAAAACUUGUUACGAUACUUAGGAUAGCAAAAAUUUUUAAAUUUAAUUUUGUUGCUAGAACUUAUGUAGUAAAUAUAGGUACUAUAUAACUAAGUGUACUGUGAGAGUUCUGACUUUCACUAUAAUAUCACUUGGACAUAAGCUAGAUUAGGGUAGAGACAAGUAAGUGUAAUUACAACGAUGUGUGACACAGUCAAAAGCAAUACUCGAGUCGAAAUUGAUGUUGCUGAUUACUUUUAUUUUAAUAACAUGUUUAAUGCUUAGAUUGGUGAACUAGGCUUGAAAUUGUUAGUCGGGGUGACUAUGCCUAAAUGUGACCAGUAGGUUGAUUCUACUAAAUAAUCUUACAAUAGUACAGUAUUAAUGCUAAAGCUAAAAAAUUGUAUUCUGAUGAAAAAAAGUCAAAACCAUUAAAAACGACAUGAGAAUACGAUUUUGAUGUUUGAUAUGAUCCAGACUGGGUCGGAACUGUAUUAAUGUUAGAUUAUAAGAGUGGGAUCGGGGUACAUGUCGAUGCUCAAUCUAAGGUGUGACGCGGAAUCUAUUAUCCAAAUGGGUUGUAUUUUGUUUUGACUCAACUCACGCUAGAUUAAAAAAAUUAAACGAUUGUAAAU
Molecule: messenger RNA, 6334 nt
Organism: Aricia agestis (brown argus)
Lineage: Eukaryota; Metazoa; Arthropoda; Insecta; Lepidoptera; Lycaenidae
Gene: larp
Product: la-related protein 1
Exons: 28
Coding region: 462-4229 (1255 amino acids)
Biological process (GO): mRNA stabilization; positive regulation of translation
Cellular component (GO): cytoplasmic stress granule; cytosol
Molecular function (GO): RNA cap binding
Source: RefSeq, a predicted model, not a curated record